Messenger RNA from Nymphaea colorata (pocket water lily), 1962 nucleotides. Its product is annotated as patellin-6-like. The transcript is spliced from 4 exons. NCBI's taxonomy places the organism in Eukaryota, Viridiplantae, Streptophyta, Magnoliopsida, Nymphaeales, Nymphaeaceae. Gene Ontology annotation, molecular function: lipid binding. Bases 356 to 1630 code for a protein of 424 amino acids. The record is from RefSeq and is a predicted model, not a curated record.
UGAGUCACCGAUUCUUCUGACCUUCCUACGCACAAUAAUGAACAAUGGAAAAAUUGAACAAAACGAAGGCAUAUAUUCAUCGUCGAUUAAUACAGGAAACAGCAGACCGAAAUUCUCAAAACCGAUAAAUUUGCAGCCUGCUCUCACUCCACAAGUCCACUUUCUCCUCCUCUUUCUUCAAAGCUCAUUGUUCCCCCUCCUCCUCCUCCUCCCCCCCCUCUCUCUUUAGAGCUUAUUCCUACCAUUUAUGUUUAAAAAAUCACGUCACAUUCUCUGCAUUUCUCUGUGAAAAGAAUCUGUCUUCCUGCCAGAAGAUCAGGAGGAGGAAGAGGAAGAGACAGGGUGUUUUUCUGCAAUGGAAAUGCAAGCCUCUGCACCAACACCACCGCCAUCGCAUGGUGGGGAGGCACCAACGAAGAAAGGUCUGGUGAGCACGCUCAUGGAGGCGACCCUGCGGUCCUCCUCCUUCAAGGAGGACUCCUACUUCGUCUCCAGCCUCAAGGACUCGGAGAAGAAGGCUCUGGAGGAGUUCAAAUGCAGGCUCCACAAGUCUGACCACUUCUCCAACGCCGCCCCCGAUUCGAAGGCUCCCCACGUCUCCAUGUGGGGCAUUCCCCUGCUCGGAGGGGACGAGAGGGCGGACGUCCUCCUCCUCAAGUUCCUCCGAGCGAGGGAUUUCAGGGUGCAGGACGCCCUGGUGAUGCUGGAGAAGUGCUUGGAUUGGAGGAAGGAGUUCAACGCUGAUGGCGUCGUGGAUGAGGACCUGGGGUUCAAGGAGCUCGAAGGGGUGGUAGCCUACAUGCACUCCUAUGAUAGGGAGGGCCACCCUGUUUGCUACAAUGCGUAUGGGCUCUUCAAGGACAAGCAGAUGUACGAGAAGAUCUUUGGGGACGAUGAGAAGUUGAAGAAGUUCUUGAGGUGGAGGGUACAGGUGCUGGAGAAGGGCAUCAACCUUCUGCAUUUCAAGCCUGGUGGUGUCAACUCCAUGAUCCAGAUCACCGACUUGAAGAACAUGCCCAAGAGGGAGCUUAGGGUUGCUUCUAAUCACAUUCUCUCCUUGUUCCAGGACAAUUAUCCGGAGAUGGUCGCCAGGAAGAUUUUCAUCAAUGUGCCAUGGUAUUUUAGCAUGAUCUACUCCAUGUUUAGUCCCUUCCUAACUCAGCGUACGAAGAGUAAAUUUGUCAUUGCAAGAGAGAACAACGUCGCCGAGACGCUCUACAAGUUCAUUCGCCCCGAAAAUAUACCGAUUCAGUAUGGAGGUCUAAGCCGUGCUGAGGACGUGCAGUCUGGGCCUGCUAAACCAGCGUCUGAGUUCUCCAUUAAAGGUGGGGAGAAGGUUAAUCUGGAAAUUGAAGGCAUUGAGGGUGACGCGACCAUAGUCUGGGACUUGGUUGUGGGCGGUUGGGAUCUGGACUAUAGCGCUGAGUUCAUACCAACUGCGGAGAGAAGCUACACGAUCGCUGUGGAGAAGAGCAGGAAGAUGGUCUAUGGAGAUGCGCCUAUUCAUAAUUGCUUCAUUGCUAACGAGCAGGGAAAGCUCGUACUCUCAAUUGACAACACCAAUUCCAGGCGGAAAAAGGUCGCUGCCUACAGAUACGUAGUGAGGAAGUCCUCUUCAAUCCUUGUUUGAGGAGAGCCCAUCAAGAAGAUCUGAUUAUGAAUAAAAACAUUGUCGGUUUUCCUGGUUGUUUCUUAGUUUUAAGGAUAUAUUGUUACUGUGGUUUCUUUUUAAUGUGUAAAGCGUUAUGUUAAACAGUUCUUUACUUCUUUCUUCUGAUAUAUGUAUAAAUAGGUAUAGAAUUGUUAGUAGGAAACGGUGGUAGAAACUAGAACAUGGUGAUAAAAGCAAGGCUGCUUUUUUGCAGAGUUGUUUUUUGUUUUUAUUAUUGAUGCUAAUGUUUCCUGUUCGUUUCUGGGCAUAUGUGUGAGAAAAUGAACUUUGGGCCCCUGUUUUUCUGAUCA